ACCCGAUUUAUCUAUCGAUAUUAAAAGAAAUCUCGAGUUUUUCUUAUGCAUGAAUAGAAAUAACACCGCGUGAGCAAGGUGCAAUGAAAAUAUUUUUGCACAAAAUGGUGAAGCAGAAAACAAAGAUAAAAACGUACUAUGGAUUAUCAUUGGAAGUGUCUAAUGUAGCGUCAAAUUGUUUUAAAAUUUCAGACAAAUUUGAGACUUUGUUUUUGAUCUUAUUCGCAAGAAUUUGCUUGAAAAUGUACGUUCACAGGAUGUGUAUUGGAUAUUAUUAUUUCUUUAAAAAUAUAGAGAGAGUGUAUGGGAACACUCGAGUGUAUAUCGACCACGCAAUGUAUAUCGCGCAUUCGUUGCCCAGUAACGCAUAGGAAUGCUCACGCUACCUUGAUGUUAUGGAACUACAGUUAUAAUUUAUUUAUUUCUUCAGAACAAUUAUUUAAAAAACCUCUUUUUUUCUUAUUAGAUAUCUACAAUAUAUAUCCUCAAACUUAAUAUAACAUUUAUAUUGAUAAUUUUUUUAUUAAUUUAUAGUUACCACUGCUAUUAUACAAUUUGCCGUGAAUCAGAUUAAUUCGCAUAAAGAAGACAGAAUUGAGUCACAUUAAAGGGAAAUGGAAUAAGUUUCUUGAUCAAUCUGACGCGCAAGAAAUACUUCUCUGUCUUCGUAAAUUUUUAAGCAUCUCUAAUAUCGUCGCGCGCACAGAAAUUUUGUCGACCAAUUCUGCGGACCAACCGAUCUGUGAUAUUUCGCUGAGUAUUUUCACGAGAAGACGUAACAUCAAAAACGCGACGCGCGUUUGUUAACGGUAAGUGGUAAAUGACACGUCGGGACCAAGCGACAUCCUCCCGUUUUCCAAGGAUGUUCAAUCUUUAUCAGAGCCUGAAUAAGAAGGAUGACGGUGGUGAUGGGCAGCGGAACCGCGAGUCGGAGGUGACUGGACACGACAGAUUCUGUCAGCAUCGUACUGGGCAUUCGAGCACCCGUCGUCGGCGCCGUGCCGUUAAUCGCAGAACGCAGAGCGCUACCGAGUUGAAUGCGAGGGCGAUGAGUACAGCGCGAGGGUCGUUGCGACGGGGUCGCAGCGUGAGUACGGAGGACGAGAAUGAGAGCGAGGACGACAAGGGUCAUCAACUAGCGAACAAGCUGGACAAUCUGGCGCGGUUGCUCUUCAGCCGCGUAUCAGCAGCACGGGGAUAUAAGGAUCAGAGUGACAUCAAGAAUGGCCGUUACACAGCACUAAAUCAUGGGCCGAAAUCUGUCAGUGAAGACGGGGUCGAGUACGUGGAAAUGGAGAAGAGAUCCCGCGAUCGUGCUUUAUCAAUCUGCCGGGACUACAUCGAGAAAACGCCGCGUUUCGCCCUCAUCAAGCAACUCAAUAAUAUCGGAUCGAGGGUGGAUAAGUAUUGGUUCAUGGUGAGGGACACGUCGCUAAAGACGGACAGACUGUUGACUUUGGUACCGCUGAAUCAGAACUGUCCGCUAACUGUCUGUCCCUCCACUAAGGACAUCUUGAACAAUCUGUUUCUGGCCUUGCAACAUCCCUACAUCUGUCCCGUUUUUCACGUCGAUUUUCUUGAGUACGAGGACCAAACGUACAUCGUCCUGGUGCAGCCUGUCAACCAAGGUAGCCUGAAGGAUCUAGUUUACGGCAUCGAACGGAACUGCUGGAAUGAAGACUGGACGCACAAGUAUGCUGCGCGAGGCAAAGAGCUCACGCUACCACAGGUGCAACGAAUGGGUCGGCAGAUAUUGGAAGCGCUAGUGUUCCUGAAGGAACGAGGAUUUCCCAUGGUAACUCAUCUUCAUUCGGGCAAUGUGGUGAUCCAAAACGGCGUUGCGAGGCUGGCAGGUCUGGAGAAUACGCUUCUAGGCUUUACGAGUCGCAUACAUCCUAUUGUCACGUCUCGAUUAACACAUUCCUCCUCGAUCGAUAUUAUAUGUUUUGGACAUAUGCUGUUCGAAAUGUGCGCCGGUUAUGAAUUAUGUACCUUCAGACCAUCCGCCGUCCAAUUAUCCGACAUUGAAAUGUAUCCACAGGUUGUAAGAUUGCUCGAAUCAAUAUUCACGGAAUCCGACAAUCGUUUCACCAGCGUAGAGGAGUUAUUGAUCCACGAUCUCUUCAGGAACAUCGACCUCCGCGAGAUGCGAUGCGCGGCCGUAACCGUAUUUCGUCCGACUCUGACGCCCUCCAUAAUGAGCUUACUCGACGGUAUUAAACGGCAAGAUGCCGGGAAAGGGUGCGUUCACUUUCAAUAUAACACACAUAAAUUAUAUCAAGUACUUAAAAAUUUGCUUAUAUGCGAGUUCAUACGAACUCGGCUCGUCGAUAAUUACCCGUGUUGCAAAUAAUUUGUUUCGCAUGCGCAGCUGGCAUAAGACACGCUCUAAGAGCGAUGUCCAUUUAACGCGCAAAUUUUGGUAAUGAAAAAUCAAAUAAUUCCGUUCAUGACAAAUACAUUCGAGUGGAAUUGAAAAGAAGCAAUCCGUGCGAAUACCCGAUCGCGGAUUUUUUCAGAAUCAUGAACGUCAGCGGCGAGGAUGCUAAAUCGCUGAACAGCCUCGAAUACGAAGACUCUCUACUCACGCAGAUCUACAACGAGCUUGAACAAACGGCUUUAUAAUGCGGGAACAAAGUCUACACGUAUAAUUUUAUCCCCCCAAAGAAGAAUGCACGUUCCUAUUGUAUUUGCAAAUUAAACAAAACAAAGGACGAUUGUCCUAAUUCUGCGAUAUACAAAAUGCAUGUCGAACAAAUUUCUAAAGCGAAGAUGCAAGGUUUGAUUUGCGUGCCGUCUGUACACUUAAUUCACGUUUAUCCAGAUUCAGAUGAUGAAAAAAAAAGGAAAAUUUAUGUAUGUCGUUGAAUAAUGAUUUUUUUCUGGUUGUUGCAACGAU
Messenger RNA from Ooceraea biroi (clonal raider ant), 2899 nucleotides. RefSeq names its product Slowpoke binding protein (gene Slob). NCBI's taxonomy places the organism in Eukaryota, Metazoa, Arthropoda, Insecta, Hymenoptera, Formicidae. The record is from RefSeq and is a predicted model, not a curated record. Gene Ontology annotation, biological process: protein phosphorylation. Gene Ontology annotation, molecular function: ATP binding; protein kinase activity.